CGCCGGGGCCCGACUGCUGGAGCCGCUGUUGCUGAGUCCGGAUCUGCUCGCUGCGCGCUCCGACUCCCGCCCGCCGUGCACCCCGGGGUCUUAGCAGUCAUUCCCAGGCCAAAAUGUCAGGUCUCAAGGAUCAGCUGAUUGUGAAUCUUCUUAAAGAAGAAUAUGUCCCCCAGAACAAGAUUACAGUUGUUGGUGUUGGUGCUGUUGGCAUGGCCUGUGCCAUCAGUAUCUUAAUGAAGGACUUGGCAGAUGAACUUGCUCUUGUUGAUGUUAUGGAAGACAAACUGAAAGGAGAGAUGAUGGAUCUCCAGCAUGGCAGCCUUUUCCUCAAAACGCCAAAAAUUGUCUCUGGCAAAGACUAUGGUGUGACUGCAAACUCCAAGCUGGUUAUUAUCACAGCUGGGGCCCGUCAGCAAGAGGGAGAAAGCCGUCUUAAUUUGGUCCAGCGAAAUGUGAACAUCUUUAAGUUCAUCAUUCCUAAUGUUGUGAAAUACAGCCCCAACUGCAAGUUGCUUGUUGUUUCCAAUCCAGUGGAUAUCCUGACCUAUGUGGCUUGGAAGAUAAGCGGCUUCCCCAAAAAUCGCGUUAUUGGAAGUGGGUGUAAUCUGGAUUCAGCCCGGUUCCGUUACCUGAUGGGAGAACGGCUGGGAGUGUGGAGUGGAGUGAAUGUUGCUGGUGUCUCCUUCAAGAAUCUGAAUCCUGAUUUAGGCACUGAUGCAGAUAAGGAACAGUGGAAAACGGUUCAUAAACAAGUUGUUGACAGUGCCUAUGAGGUGAUCAAACUCAAAGGCUAUACAUCCUGGGCCAUUGGACUGUCUGUGGCAGAUUUAGCAGAAAGCAUUAUGAAGAAUCUUCGGAGAGUGCAUCCAAUUUCCACCAUGAUCAAGGGUCUCUAUGGAAUAAAGGAUGAUGUCUUCCUUAGCGUUCCUUGCAUCCUGGGACAGAAUGGAAUCUCAGAUGUGGUGAAGGUCACUCUGACUUCUGAGGAAGAGGCCCGCUUGAAGAAGAGUGCAGAUACACUUUGGGGAAUCCAAAAGGAGCUGCAAUUUUAAAGUCUUCUAUAUGUACCACUUCACUGUCUAGGCUAUAAGAGUCAGAGGUUAUGCAUGUUGUCCCUUAUAGCUAUAAGGGACUAAAGCAGUAGUAUUAUAAAAUGACCUGGGAAAAGCGUCCAUUUCCUGAAGUUAGAAAUAGGACUGGUUCAGAAAAACCUGCAGCUGUAUUCUGAUGGUGGAUGGUACCUCUGUAGCUGUAAACUGGUUACUGUAAAACAAUCUCACCCUCUCUUGAGACACCACUGCCAGUGAAUGGUGCACAGUCCCUAACUGCCCUUUGAACCAGAUGUGUUACUGUGUGCUCUGUAACUUCACCAAAAUGCCUAGUUCCAACUUCUUUUUCCAAUCACACUUCCUGGGAUCUGUUGUAUAAAUCCAUUUUUGCAUGUCACGUGCAUUACUGUUCUAAGAUAUUUUGUGUACUAUAUAUAAGUAGUGUACAUUGGCAUGUAAUGUAAAAAGCUAUAUAUGAACAAUGCAACACCUAUCCAAAUGUCAGACUAAAACACCAAAUAAACCUUGAACAGUGACUACUUUGUUGAUUUUAA
Molecule: messenger RNA, 1603 nt
Organism: Dipodomys ordii (Ord's kangaroo rat)
Lineage: Eukaryota; Metazoa; Chordata; Mammalia; Rodentia; Heteromyidae
Product: L-lactate dehydrogenase A chain-like
Exons: 8
Coding region: 114-1052 (312 amino acids)
Biological process (GO): carboxylic acid metabolic process
Molecular function (GO): oxidoreductase activity, acting on the CH-OH group of donors, NAD or NADP as acceptor
Source: RefSeq, a predicted model, not a curated record